UUUAAUGCUUCAAAAAGCCAAGAAUCCUAACGAGUUUUAGAUGGGACAAAACUGGGCCAACCUUUAUCGUCAUCUAUCAAUAGCUCGAGAUUAUUUAUCGAUCACACGCCUGUAAUGCUUUUGGCAUGGCAAAAGAUAAGAUAAUCGCCGGCAUGAUUGUGGUCGGUCUGGCCCGGCGCGUCGACCGGGUGGAAGCACUGCGCAAGGAACUUACCGAGCUGGCCGCCCCAAACCUACACGCCAUCCGGUGUGACAUAACGCAGGAGCGGGACAUUUUGGCCGCCUUCGUCGAGGUCGAGCAACGGUUCGGUGGUGUGGAUGUGUUGAUCAACAAUGCGGGCAUUGCAAAAAUGGGUAUUAAUCUGUUUACACCCUCAAACACGGACCAACUGCGGCAGGUGGUCGAUACGAAUGUGAUGGGGUUGGUGCUGUGCAGCCGGGAAGCGUUCCUGUCCAUGCAGAAGCGAUCCGUUGAUGGACACAUUGUGCACAUUAACAGUGUCGUUGGACAUUCGGUGCCGGCGUUUGCAAGCUUCAACAUCUAUCCGGCUACCAAGUACGGCGUGACGGCACUGACGGAAACGAUGCGUCACGAGCUGCGGAUGGCCGGUACCAAAAUCAAAGUUACGAGCAUUAGUCCGGGGCUGGUUAAGACGGAAGCGAUUCCCGAUGCCAUGAAGGAGGGUCCAACACCGAUACUGGAACCGGAGGAUAUUGCCGAAGCGGUCCUGUAUGUGCUGGGAACACCGCCGAGAGUGCAGGUGCAUGAGCUAACGAUCAGACCGGUUGGGGAAAGCAUGUGAAUGGGGACGUUGAGGUUGACCACGUGUGGUGUAUCUUUUUGUUUUAAGAUACAGUUGUGUGACAUCGUGAAUAAAAGACUCGUAAGAAUGU
Messenger RNA from Anopheles stephensi (Asian malaria mosquito), 894 nucleotides. RefSeq names its product farnesol dehydrogenase-like. The record is from RefSeq and is a predicted model, not a curated record. NCBI's taxonomy places the organism in Eukaryota, Metazoa, Arthropoda, Insecta, Diptera, Culicidae. The transcript is spliced from 2 exons. Gene Ontology annotation, molecular function: oxidoreductase activity. The coding region runs from base 126 to 803 and encodes 225 amino acids.